Priceomyces carsonii is the source of this 1905-nucleotide messenger RNA. RefSeq lists its product as uncharacterized. Gene Ontology annotation, biological process: nucleosome assembly. The record is from RefSeq and is a predicted model, not a curated record. Gene Ontology annotation, cellular component: CAF-1 complex; nucleus. Lineage: Eukaryota; Fungi; Ascomycota; Pichiomycetes; Serinales; Debaryomycetaceae. The coding region runs from base 1 to 1905 and encodes 634 amino acids. The transcript has a single exon.
AUGGAUGGCUCAUCCCUUGAAUCAAUAUCAAAAAUGCUGUCAGGUUUCCAAGAGACAGAACAGCUGAUGAUGGUCUUGAGUCAGGUUUCGGACUCCUCUAGUUCGCCAUAUGAGAGAAAAAGGAAGUGCGAAGACGAAGGGACGGAAGGAAGUAACAUGUCCAAGAUAAGUAAGUUGCCCAACCAAAACCUGGUAAGCUCUAUUAAAAAAGAAGGAAAAGCCGAAGAGGUUAUGCAAACCGUCAUUGCAUAUCAAACAUCUCUUUCUCAAGAAGAUGCUUCUCAAGACAUAAGUGGAUCAGAUAAUCAAGAAGAAUUGCAAAAACAAGAAAAGCAUGAAGAAAAACCAAGAAAGCAGAAUAUGAAAGAGAUCCAAAAAACAGAAAAGCUAAGAAAGAAGGAAGAAGAACAAAACAAGAAGCAACAAGAGAAAAAAUUGAGGGAAGAAGAAAGAUUAAGAAGACAAGAACAGAAAAUUCAGGAGAAGAGAGCUAAAGAAGAUGAAAAGUUGAAGAAAGUUCAAGAGAAAGAACGAAAACGGAAAGAGGCUGAAGAAGAGAAAACUGAGAGAGAGCGCAAAAGGGAAGCCGAAAGGCUUCGAAAAGAAGCAGAGAAAUUAAAGAAAGAAAAAGAGAAAGAAGAAAGGGAAAAAAUAAGAUUCGAAAAGAAAAAGCGCUUGGAGGAGGAUAAGCAAAGAAGAGAGGCAGAAAAAGAAAAAAAGGAAGAAGAAAAGAGGCGUAUCUUAGAAGAAAAAGAGAAAAAUCAAAUGAAGAUUUCAAGCUUUUUUGGCGUCGGUCAAAAAAUUAAAUCGUCACCAAGAACAGAAGCAAAUGAAGAUAAAUGCAACGCGCCAGAAAAGACAUCUGUCUCAGUUUAUAAUGAGUAUUUUCUACCGUUCUUUGUCAAGAAGAAUGUCAAAAUGGCUUCCUCCACUCAAUUUUCUGAACAGGAUUUGGAAAGCUCAAAACUUCGAUUUGAAUCUCUCUUGAAGGCAUCAGAAAAUUCAAAAGAUCUUUUAUCAAAAUUCUUUCAUAAUCAUAAGAUUCGGAGGGCCGAGACACGCUAUACCUCCACUGAACGUAUAAUUAAUUCAUUGAACUCGUCUAGCACAACGGAGUUCGAGGUACAUAAUAUGUGUAAGCAUAUGCCACCAAUCAAGUACUUAUAUUUUUAUGAAAAUUCUAGGCCACCCUACAUUGGUACUUGGUGUUCUGAUAAACACCUCCUGACUAGUGUUCCGAUUGUUGAUCCUUUUAAUACAUCCACUGGCUUAGAUUACUCAUACGACUCGGAUAUUGACUGGAAUGGAGAUGAGGAAGGCGAAGGAGAGGAUAUUGAUAAUGAGGAGGAAGAAGAUGAAGAUGAAGAUGACGAAGAAGAACUUGGUUACUACGUAGCGGGUGAUGAUGAAAUGAACGACUUUGUUGAGAAAGGGAACGAUCAGGUUUCAAGAAAGAUGAUCGGUCCGUUGGUUGCAGUUAGUGAAUGGAAUAAUAAUUCGCAUGGCAUAUUUGACGAUAUGAAAUAUGAGCUCAUAAGUUCCAAUAUAAAGUUUGCGAUAAACCCUUACCAUGAUUACUGGCUGGUUUCGAGGAAAGAACACAUAAUGGGCACCGGUACCGAUAACUCGUUAAGAGUAGAUCCAGAUAAACAAAAUUUGAUCAACGGUAAUCUGAAGAAAAUCAUUGAAGAUAAAAGCACAAUAAGUGACCUCAUAGCUUUUAUUGAAGCGAAUAAUGAUUUUACAAUAGGAACAUUAGUUGAGUUGUCGAAGAAAGAGUUCAAAUCUUUCACUAAAUCAUUAUUGAAGCAAACAAUCCAAGAUAUUGCUAGCUACAAUAAAAAAAAGUAUUGCUGGGAAGUGAAACCACAAGUGAAGCUGAUAUAUGUUUCAAAUGAAAGCUGA